Messenger RNA from Zootermopsis nevadensis, 1849 nucleotides. Lineage: Eukaryota; Metazoa; Arthropoda; Insecta; Blattodea; Termopsidae. The record is from RefSeq and is a predicted model, not a curated record.
UUUUUAAUGCGUUGUAUUUCAGUGUGUCGUAACUAGGGGACACCAGCCACUUUUUGGUAACAAGUAGGCCUACGUUAUAUCUGCGAAUCUGUACUGAAUCGGAGUACGCUUUCACCAGUAGCAGAUAUAAAAUAUAAUGCCAGUCGUACCAGGAGCUGUCUUCAGUCCACACUCACAGCCUAGCAAACCAUUUUGUUGUCUACAGAAUCACAACUUUCAUUUGCAAGGGAAGAUUCUGAAAAAAAAAAAAGCAUUGUGAUGUCAUCUGAGUACCCACUAGAAAUCUUUGAUAUUGAUGAAGAACUCAAUGUGAGGCUCCUGCACGACUUCACUGGUGAGAGAACAGGAUUUGUACAGGUUGGACCUGAUAAGUGGUUUCUCCCAAGGAAGUACAAAGAUCAGGCAGCCAAUUUUUACAACCUACAGGUUAGACCCGAUGAUACGUGGGUAGUCACCUACCCAAGAUCAGGAACAACAUGGACCCAGGAAAUGGUUUGGCUGAUUGCCAACAACCUGGAUUACGAGACAGCAAGACGCAUUCCUCAGACUGAGAGGUUUCCUUUUUUUGAGUUCAGUUUAUUUGUUCACGAUGAAAUUAAGUCCGAGCUUCUCAAACUGAAUGCUGGUAAUCCUGAGAAACUAAAACUCGUGGAGCAGAUAAGUCGACCUGGCUAUGAAGUGUUGAAUGAAAUGAAAUCUCCACGCUUCAUCAAGACACACUUACCCUUCAGUUUGCUUCCGCCCAACUUACUGGAUGUUGGUUGCAAGGUUGUGUAUGUGGCUCGAAAUCCAAAGGACGUUGCUGUGUCAUUCUACCACCUAAACAGACUGAUUCGUACUCAGGGCUACCUUGGAGACUUUCCCCGCUACUGGGAUUAUUUUGAAAACAACUUGCAUCCAUGGGCACCCUACUGGUCACAUGUCACUGAAGGAUGGGAUCAUAGACACAAUCCCAGUGUGCUAUUUCUGUUCUAUGAAGAGAUGAACAAGAAUCUACCAGCAACCAUCAAUAAAGUGGCCAAAUUCUUGGAACGUGGCCCAUUAAAUGAUGAACAAGUAUCAUCUCUGGUAAACUACCUGAAUAUAAAAAAUUUCCGCAACAAUCCAGCUGUUAACUUUGACUUACACAGACAAAUUGGACUGCUGAAUGAGGGUGAGGAAGAAUUCAUCAGGAAAGGUAAAAAUGGAAGCUGGAAGGACGAAUUUACUCCAGAGCUCAGCAGACGUGCAGAUCAAUGGAUCCAGAGAAAUUUGGAGCAUACAGACCUACGAUUCCCAUAGCACAACAAGGAAGGAAUUGGCUCUGGCAUUUUUUGUAAUGUCUAUCAUAAUAUAUCAGGUACCAAUCUGAGUUCUGAAAACAAGCUUUUUUAUUUCAGAGAACACUAGUUACAAUAAAGACUGUUUCCUUUGUGUGAGCACAAAAAUGGACCUUCGGGAUUCAAAAAGUCAGCAACUAUUAAUUUUUCAAAAAGUAUUCUACUCUCCCGUGUAGUUAUAAACAAAUUUAAAUAAAAUAAGGGAUCAACAUUUAUUGCACUUAAAUAAAUGAUUUACUGUACUGAAUUUGUACAUGUGACAUGUGUUGAGCUAGAAGGUGAAAUAAUGUAAUAUAUUUUUGAAAUUGGUGUAUUUAUUUCUGCAAAAACACACGAUUCCUUUUUACCUUAAAAUGUUUCACAUCUGUAAAUAGACAAGAAUAAUCUAUUAAUUAAUAAUUUUAUUUAACUUGGUAGUCCAUUAGAGAAUAUCCAUGAUUUCUGAAAGUCACCAGACAUAACCUCAAAUGUCUGUAAUGUUGUCAUGCUUGUAAUUUGCAGUGUAACAAUAAAUUCUUCUUAUAAAUCUA